GUAAGCAUCUGCAUCUGCUGGAAGACAUAUAAUAGCUAAUAAAAAUAAAAUAAAUAAAAAAUAAGAAGAAAAAUAAAAAAUUAAUAAUAAGAGAGAAGUUUAUAUUAGUAUUGACUGUAGAUCUGGGAUCUAGGGACUUAAGUUGAGCACAGUGUGUUGGCAUUCGUCAGUUUUAGUUGGGACUUGACUUGAAAAGUUUAAGAAACAAGACGCAGGUCGUUCACACAUUUUAUUUUUUAACUUAUAAAGUCUUAGCCUACAGCACUGAAUUAUUCGGAGAAGGUGGUGGUACGCACAACACACAACAGUUACAGCGCUGAGCCUAAAAGCAAACAAAAUAAAAAAAAUAAUUCUUUUUUACUCUACUCUACUCAAAAUUCUCCAAGCUCCGCUGCUGGACCACGCGACAGUAAACACAAUGGGUUUUAACAGCGUCGCUAAAUUAUUACCAUUCUAUUAGUUUUAUUGAUCAAAAUCAAUAAUAGUAAUCAUCAUCGAUUAUUUUUUACGCUGGAUAAAAUUACUUGUGCGCAGAAAAUGAUCAAAAUUUUAAACUAUGUGAUGGAAAAAUAAAUAUUGUUUUUUGUCGGAUUUAAUUGGAUUAGACUCUUUUGUAUGAAGAAGUUAGUACUUUUAAAAUGAAGAAUGUAUUGACAAAAGAUACGACGAUAAGGAUUGGUGAUAUCGUUGAAAAGUCAUCAAUGGGAAAAGUUAUUGAGUGUAAUGUCAACAUGAAUGUCUCUGUUUCAAGUAACAAGAAGACUAUUGCUUAUAGAAGAAUACAAAAUUUUUUUACGGUCCUGAUUAUUUUUACUUUUGUUAUUGUUUACUUGCAACUUAAACGCGACGUUCGUGUGUUGGAAGCUCAGAUAAAUUCCAUGAGCAGAAAUUUUGCGAUACUGACAUUAAAAUACGAAAGAUUGAAUAGAAAUAUAAACAAUAUUAAUUUACGACAAUAUACGACUCCAAUAAUACGACAAAAAUCAAUAAAUAUUAAAGAAUUACCAAGUACAAAUACAAUUGCAGAUAAAAAUAAAAUUGAUGAUGAUGAAAAUGAUAAUAUAACAAAACAAAGAUUCGUAAGAUCAAUAGAAAUGUUAAAUGAAUACAAUGGGACUGAUAAAAUGCCAAUGAUUAUUGAUAAAAAUCAAAAUGAUACGAAUUUAUGGAGUGAUUCACGUGCAGGAAGAUCCCGUAGGGAUGACGGACGAGGUAAACAGCGAAGAAAGUUCAAAAGGAGGCUAAAACGCAGUCGCAGGCGAUUGGGACCACUGGUGGCAACAUUUGUUGGUGCUGUACCUGAGCAACACGUUACUGAUACAGUUUACAUUGGCCCUUGGGUUAAACGGAAUGAAUCGCGUUAUGGAUUUAACAAAUUUCAUUUGGUUGAAGAUAAACGGUCUAUUGAAGUCACAGUUAAUGGAUUAUUUAUGAUUUCAGCUCAGAUUUAUUAUUACGGCGAGCCAUCACAUUAUUCAUAUUGGAUAUUACUAACUUCUGAAGGCACAUCAUUGACAAGGAAAAUAAUAAAAUGCGCGACAGUAUCAGCAGUUACAGCAACUGAAGCAUCUUGUUAUACCAGCGUUAUUCUUCCUUUACGGCGUGGUGACAGACUGCAUAUACAACAACAAGAACGUGACAGGCUCAUUAAUUUACGAGAAGGACAUAGUUAUAUACAAUUGAUGUUACUGUCAAGUGAUCAGCAGAAACGACGAGCAAGUACUUAAAAAAAUUUAAUUAAUCAACUAGUCGUUUGCUUUUAUUGAUGAUUAUUAUUAAUAUUAUAUCAAAGCUAAGGUACUUUGUGGUUACCAAACAUGCUCACUUUUACAAAUGUUAAAA
Molecule: messenger RNA, 1842 nt
Organism: Cotesia glomerata
Lineage: Eukaryota; Metazoa; Arthropoda; Insecta; Hymenoptera; Braconidae
Exons: 7
Coding region: 639-1727 (362 amino acids)
Molecular function (GO): receptor ligand activity
Source: RefSeq, a predicted model, not a curated record